CUUGUAUACAAUCCACCAUUACUACCCACCGACACUUCUAGGGCCGUACAUUCACCCGUGCGCCGAGUACUGAGACUCUCGGGUACCACCUCUACUUUGCACUCUACGCGACUAUUGGCGGCCUUGACUGCGACAACCAGGGGCGAUCUCGCCCUCCACACCACCCACGAAUACGAUCUUCUCUGUCCACAAUGAGACGGUCAGACGCAAUAUGUCCCAGCGCCUUGCUGGGACUCUUGCUUGCUCUUGCGCCCACACCCGGCUCAGCGUUUUACUUCCCAGGCACUGCGCCUACCUCGUACAAAAAGGGAGAUGCUGUUCCUCUCUUCGUCAAUCGACUUACGCCCACCGAAUCGCGGAACGACCCAAAACUACGCUCAGCAUUCUCCUUUGACCAUUAUGACCCGCAUUUUCACUUCUGUCAGCCAGAGGGUGGCCCCAAGUACAUCCGCGAAUCUCUAGGGAGCAUAUUGUUUGGCGAUCGCAUACAAACGAGUCCCUUUGAGCUCAAGAUGGCAACAAACGAGACGUGCAAAUCCUUGUGCGGACCUCAAGAGUAUGCACCCGAAGACGCAACAUUUGUGAAUCAAAGAAUCUUGAACGGAUUCGACUUCAACUGGUUGAUUGAUGGGCUACCGGCUGCACAAUUGGUGACGGAGUCAGAAUAUGACGAACCAUUCUACAGUCCUGGAUUUGAUCUGGGAAGAGCACCAGAAGUCCAAAUGCCGGAUGGAGGCUCCGACGUUGUUGCGACCCUAAACAACCACUAUGAUAUUGUGAUUGACUAUCACGAAGCCAGCAAGGACAACUUCCGCGUCGUGGGCGUGAUUGUUGAACCAUCUUCGUACGCCGAUAAUGCGCAAUACAUCAACAACGCCGAGGGCUACUGUGGCAAUGACCAGAACCCGGUAGUACUAAGCAUAGACGCUGGGCAGGCCAGUAGUGUGACCUUCACCUACAGUGUCUGGUGGCGUCUGAGCCCUACACCCUUUGCUACCCGAUGGGACAAAUACCUUCAUGUUUACGACCCCAAGAUUCACUGGUUCUCACUUAUCAAUUCCGCAGUCAUCGUAGUGUUCCUCAUAGGCAUGGUCAGCACCAUUCUAGUGCGCACGCUGAAGAAGGAUAUUGCCAGAUACAAUCGUCUUGACCAGAUGGCGCUUGACGACUUCGGAGACGGCGGCGCUAUUGAAGAUGGUGUUCAGGAAGACUCGGGCUGGAAGCUGGUCCAUGGCGACGUUUUCCGGCCGCCUAAGCAUCCCUUGCUGCUAUCUGUACUUGUCGGCAACGGAGCUCAGCUCUUCAUGAUGACCGGGCUGACUAUCGCAUUUGCCUUGUUGGGAUUCCUCUCUCCAAGCAACCGUGGUGCGCUCGGAACCGUCAUCAUUAUCUUCUACACCCUCUUUGGCUUUGUCGGCGGAUACGUUUCCUCGCGUCUCUACAAGUUCUUCCAGGGCGAAUCAUGGAAGUUGUGCUUCUUUUACACUCCUUUCGCCAUUCCCAGCUUUGCAUUUGCAACCUUCUUCCUGCUCAAUCUCUUUGUUUGGGGACGCGGGGCAUCUGGCGCAGUUCCUUUCACUACCAUGCUGGUCGUUGUCAUAAUUUGGUUCGUCAUCAGCGUUCCACUCAGCUUCGCAGGUUCCUGGCUCGGGUUCAAGCAGGCCGCCAUUGAACCGCCGGUGCGAACGAACCAGAUUCCUCGACAGAUCCCUCCCACCGGCGGCUACCUCCGACCUCUCCCGUCGAUGGCUCUUGCUGGAAUCCUUCCUUUUGGCGCAAUUUUCGUCGAGCUAUACUUCAUCGUAAGGUCAAUCUGGUUCUCGAAGGUCUACUACAUGUUCGGAUUCCUCUUUAUCUGCUACGGCCUCAUGAUCAUGACGAGCGCUGCGGUCACCGUAUUGAUGAUCUACUUUCUCCUCUGUGCGGAGAACUACCACUGGCAGUGGAGGAGUUUCUGCACGGCGGGAGCGAGCGCUUUCUACGUCUUCGCAUCUGCAUUGAUCUAUUGGAUGAAGGAUGUGAGCUUCUUCAGCUGGACUAGUGGUGUCGUAUACCUCGGAUACAGCGCACUUCUCAGCGUACUUGUGUUUGUCUUGACUGGUACGAUCGGAUUUCUCGCCAGUGGUCUAUUUGUCCUCAAGAUCUACAAAUCUAUCAAGGUCGACUAGUUGGACACGGGUAGCAAAAACAAGCGCCUACAGUUUUGCGCUUCAGCGUGUAAGCAUUUCUCAGGAUACCAAUUGUCUGUACCGAUAUGUAUGUGGGUUGUAUUCAAUGGCGGCAUUUUGCACUACUGGUUUAGAAUCUGCGGACUCGUAUGGCGUUUAGCUUCCGGGUAUCACAUGUGCACCAAUCGAUCGUCUCUUCAGCAUGCUUUUGAUAGGCAUGUUUGAAAAAUUAAGCUC
Paraphaeosphaeria sporulosa is the source of this 2405-nucleotide messenger RNA. RefSeq names its product endosomal integral membrane protein. The transcript has 3 exons. Lineage: Eukaryota; Fungi; Ascomycota; Dothideomycetes; Pleosporales; Didymosphaeriaceae. The record is from RefSeq and is a predicted model, not a curated record. The coding region runs from base 192 to 2168 and encodes 658 amino acids. Gene Ontology annotation, biological process: vacuolar transport; protein localization to membrane. Gene Ontology annotation, cellular component: fungal-type vacuole membrane; endosome.